Molecule: messenger RNA, 246 nt
Organism: Saitoella complicata NRRL Y-17804
Lineage: Eukaryota; Fungi; Ascomycota; Saitoellomycetes; Saitoellales; Saitoellaceae
Exons: 2
Coding region: 1-246 (81 amino acids)
Biological process (GO): mitochondrial respiratory chain complex IV assembly
Cellular component (GO): mitochondrial matrix
Source: RefSeq, a predicted model, not a curated record
AUGUUCACCCGCUCCCUAAACUACCGCCAACGCUCCCGUCUAACAGCCUCACUCUUCGGCACAACAGCCCUCCUCGCAUUCCUCGUCGUCGCGGCACCGUCAAUUCUUCCAUGUCCCGCACGCAAGGUACAGAGGACUGGGUUUAGGGGGGUGAAGGGGGAGGGGGCAGAGAUGGAGGGGAAGAGGGUUGUUGUCUUGGAGAGGGAGGGGGAUGAGAAUAUCAUGGUGACGCACGUCUCAAUCUAA